This is a messenger RNA of Zingiber officinale, 2474 nucleotides long. RefSeq lists its product as uncharacterized. Bases 1236 to 1622 code for a protein of 128 amino acids. NCBI's taxonomy places the organism in Eukaryota, Viridiplantae, Streptophyta, Magnoliopsida, Zingiberales, Zingiberaceae. The record is from RefSeq and is a predicted model, not a curated record. The transcript has 2 exons. Gene Ontology annotation, biological process: defense response.
UUUAAUUCAAUUUAAAAAUAAGGCAUGCAUAAAAAUUUAAUCUAAGCAUGAUUUUGAAAUUCAAUAUAGGUUCCUAUCCACUGGAUUAAUAAGAAAUUUUUUCGAAAUACAUUUUAGUGAUAAUUUUCUGAUUUGAUUCUUAUGAUAUCUGAGAUGCCAAUUGAGUCCUUGUGAAUUUCUAAAAUUUAAAUGAAUAACAUUUGGACAUGUAGAAUUUUUCAAAUUUUGUGUUUGUUCUUUUAAAUUUUCAUUUUCUAUUUUUAGUUUGUCGAAAUUUUCUAAUUGACAAAAUGUUGCUAAGGUUCCUUUGAACUCGUUAUUUUCUUUUAAUAAUUUUUUGUUAUCAUUUUAUAAUUGACAUGAAGUUUUAGACAAGAUUUUUAUAAACUUGUACAACUGGUUAGGAGACAGACCGUACCUGGCUUAUCUCGUCGAUCUCUUGAUCUAAAGCUCCUCCUGUAGUGUUGCUUCCUUCUGACGUUACUCCCCCUUCAUCGAUGCUCUUGAUGCUCAUUGCGGAUGAGUUUGCUUUGUUUUCUUCUUCUUGAUGACUUGCCAUCAGCGCAAGUCUAGCGUGUGCUUCGAUCUCUGACUCUGAUGACAUUUCGUCCCACGUCGCCUUUAGGUUUCUAUACUUUGUCUGGAUUGGCUUCUUGUUCGUUUCCUUGUUUUUUAAUUUUGGACAGUUGUCUUUGACGUGACCUUUUCAUUGCAGUGGUAGCAUCUUACUUUUCUUUUCCUUCUUUUACCCUGCACUUGAUUAAACUUAUUAGUUUUUAAAAAACUUUUGAACUUCCUUACCAUGAAUGUCGUUUCGUCAUUAUCGAGAGAAGUUUCUGAUUCUGGUUCAUCCAUUUUUGCCUUUGGGGCAAUGUUCUGUUUCGUCUUCGUUUUUAGAUCUGCAUAUCUAGAUUCGUGAAUUUCAGGGGGCGUUUGGUUUGGGGGAAUACAAGUAGGGAAUGGGAAUAGCAAUCAAUGUUAGUGUUUGGUUUACAAGAAUGGGAAUAAAAAUAAGGGAAUGAUUCUUGAUUAGUGGGUAAUGAUACAUUCCCGUAUCCCACCCCUUCAAUCAUCUAUUCCCUUAUUUGCAGUAAUCAACAUUUCCCCUUAAUACCAAAAGUGCCCUUAACCUAAUAUUUCCAAUCGCACCUCUCUGCUGUUUGCAGCUCCUCUCGAACGAAGGCGAUGCCGCUCUCGAACGACGCCGACGCCGAAUGCCGACACCAUGCUAAGAAAUGGCGAAGAAGGACAGCUCUCGUCACGGCCUCGUCGACACCAUGCUAAGCGACUCCAAAUGGCGAACCCUAAUCCCCCUCUGCUGCUCCCUCUCCAUGGCUGCCAACCACUCCCGUUCCUCCCUUUUCCUCCGCCACCACUCCGCUGACUCCGCCGUCUUCGCCUUUCCCGCCUCCUGGUCCUCCGACGACUGGAUCCUCCCCGGCGCCCGCUCCCACUUCGGCGAAACCGACGUCGAUGUCGCCCUCUUCCCCUCCAUCAAGAGCGUCAGGAUCGACGCCGCCGCCGCCGUCAACGGAGCCUUUCUCCGCUUCUUCAAAAAUCUGCUCGAGAUUUCUCCGCUUUCAACCGAGGCUAAUAAUUUGAAAAGAUCUUACUCUCUGUGAUUGUAAGCGAGAAUAAAAAUCCCAAGUUUUUACAGAUUCUGGUAGCGAAUAAUCACUUGCUGAGAUUGUAAGGUAGUCUGUUUGGUUUACUUGCCCAUCACCUGUUUAUUCUUUGCCACAAUGAAAUUUUCAUUUUUUUUCUUGCGCAACAUGGAAUCACUGGAUUGAAUUUUCAACCUACAGGUGCAACGAGAAAUCUGAUCUAGUGGAUGGAUUGUAAUAGCUCUAGAAGAGAAACGAGAAAUCUGAUUAUAGAUCUGAUUAAAAUAUCUUUUGCAAUAAUUUUAACAUAUAUGUUAUUUAAAAAAAUAGAGAUAACAUUUUUUUAAUAAUUUUUAAUGCAUUAACUACUAAGGGUAAAAUUGGAAAUUUAUUUAAUUCCCAUUACUAAUACUGAUUGAAACAAACAUUAUCAAUUAUAAUCAUAUUCAUUCCUGAAUUUGAACCAAACACUGAUAAUGGAAUUCUGAUUCCCAUUCCUAUUGACCCUAUAAUCAAACCCAUUAUCAUUCCGAUUGAUAAAUUUGAACCAAACGCCCCCUCAAAUGUUGAAAACAAUUCCUCUAAAUUACUUACCUCUAAGUCUCUAGAGAUUAAAUAUGUAUCUACUAAGGUUGCCCAUUCAGGAGUCCUAGGAAAUGCGUUAAGCGCGUACCUUAGUGAAUCUCGGUUGGUUAUCUUUUUUCCGAGAUUCGUGAGUCCGGUGAUGAGUUCUUUGAUCCUUGAGUGGAGGUCUGCGACAGUUUCACCUUCUUCCAACCGGAGGUUACUGAUCUGGUUCUGGAGUAGGUUUCGUCUCGUGAGUUUUGCUUUCGAGGUUCCUUCGUGUAGUUCCAGGAAUUUAUCCCAGAA